AUGGGCACUGCUAAACGACCAAACUUCCUCAUCAUAGUUGCCGAUGACCUUGGCUUCAGCGAUAUCAAGCCGUAUGGCUCUGAGAUUGACACUCCUGUCUUAGACCGUCUAUCCAAAGAUGGCAUACGCAUGACCAACUUCCAUACCGCGCAGGCAUGCUCGCCUACACGGUCCAUGCUGCUGUCUGGCACCGAUAACCAUAUCGCUGGAAUCGGUCAGAUGGCUGAGUUUGCCGAGAUGAGGAAGAAGCUUACUGGUAAAUACCCUGAUUACAUUGACAAGCCGGGCUACGAAGGCUACCUUAACUGGAAAGUCGCUGCUUUGCCCGAAAUCCUCUCUGACGCAGGCUACCUGACCAUUAUGUCUGGAAAGUGGCAUUUGGGAAUGACUCCUGCCGUUUCGCCGAGCGCAAGAGGUUUCAAGAAAAGCUUUGGUUUCUUACCUGGCUGUGGCAACCACUUCAACUACGAACCGCAGUUCGAGGCAGAUGAAGAUACGAUGUUGUUAACAUCUGAUGGCUUUUGGAUGGAGAAUGAGAAGCCCGUUGAUAGAAAGAAGGACUUACCAAAGGACUUUUACUCAACCAAUUUCUUCACGGAAAAGAUGAUCGACAUGUUAGCCAACAGAACCGAGAAAGAAAAAGAACAGCCAUUCUUUUCGUACUUGGCCUACACGGCGCCACACUGGCCAAUGCAGGCGCCGCAAGAAGUUGUAGAGAAAUAUCGCGGCAAGUAUGAUAAUGGGCCAGACAAACUCAGACUAGACCGCUUGGCCAAAUUGAAAGCAUUAGGUCUUGUGCCGUUUGAUGUCGAGGCUGCCCCUCCCGUUGGUUUCGAAGCGGGCGUGAAGUGGGAAGACCUAACGGAUCAUGAGCAAGCUGUUUCUGCAAGGAAGAUGGAGGUCUACGCAGCCAUGGUUGAUCUGCUCGAUAAGAACAUUGGCAGAGUAGUUGAUGCACUUGAAGUAUCAGGCGAACUGGACAACACUUUCAUCUUGUUCAUGUCAGACAACGGCGCAGAAGGAUCUACGUUGGAAGCAGCACCUCUCUUGUCAUCGUUCAAGACGUUGGGCGAAUUGAUUGCUGUACACUAUGACAACAGUCUCGAGAAUAUCGGUAGACACGACUCGUACGUCUGGUACGGCUCACGGUGGGCAUGUGCUGCCACUGCCCCUUCUCGCGGGUUCAAGGGAUGGUCAACGGAGGGCGGGAUCCGCUGCCCUUGCCUUAUUCGCUUCCCUCCAAUUUCAGCAGCUCCCGAGACUAUUUCGCAUUCAUUCACAACUGUCAUGGAUAUCUUACCCACCAUUCUCGAUCUUGCACAGGUGCAACACCCAGGGACCUCCUUCAGGGGCCGAGAAGUCGUUGUCCCUCGAGGAAAGUCCUGGGUGAACCAUCUCUCGUCCCCCACGGAACACCCUACCGUCCACGGAAAUACGAAUCACAUCCACGGUUGGGAAUUGUUCGGCAAUCGUGCCAUCCGUAGAGGAAACUGGAAAGCAGUGUUACUAGCAAAGCAGGGUGGAGAUAGUUGGGAGCUGUUCAAUGUAGAGGAAGAUCCGGCUGAGCAACAUGAUCUGGCCAAGAAGCGUCCUGAGGUCCUGGAGGAAAUGCUUGUACACUGGGCGACGUAUGUUGCUGAGACGGGGUUAGUGGAAGAUGCGUUCUAA
Molecule: messenger RNA, 1668 nt
Organism: Fusarium keratoplasticum
Lineage: Eukaryota; Fungi; Ascomycota; Sordariomycetes; Hypocreales; Nectriaceae
Product: Sulfatase domain-containing protein
Exons: 3
Coding region: 1-1668 (555 amino acids)
Molecular function (GO): arylsulfatase activity
Source: RefSeq, a predicted model, not a curated record